AUGUGCGACUCAUCAGAAAUCAUUUCAAUUGAUUUGGAUGACGAUUCAUUCGCCUUACCGCCAUCAUCACCAAAAUUAAGUAAAAAGACAUCCGUUAAGAGAGUAAAACCUGCUGAAAAGAAAAAAGCUGAAAAACCAUCAGCAGAAACAGCUGCAGAAGAUCCAAUGGAUGUUUUUAUGGAUUUAGAAAAGGAAGAGAAGGAAAAUAAAGGGAAACGACUAAGCAUUGAAAAAAUAUACCAGAAGAAAUCACAACUUGAACAUAUCCUGCUACGACCGGAUACAUAUAUCGGUUCCGUGGAAUAUACGGAUCGAACUCCAAUGUGGGUAUACGAUACUGAAACUGAUCGAAUACUUCAACGUGAAAUCUCAUAUGUGCCGGGUUUGUACAAGAUAUUCGAUGAAAUAUUGGUGAAUGCUGCUGAUAACAAGCAACGUGAUCCGAAAAUGAAUCUUAUUAAAGUCAAUAUUAACAAAGAGAAAAAUGAAAUUAGUAUAUACAACAAUGGCAGGGGUAUUCCAGUUGUUUUACAUAAAAUUGAAAAAUUGUACGUUCCUGAACUUAUAUUUGGUACCCUACUUACAUCGUCAAAUUAUGACGAUAGCGAGCGGAAAGUUACAGGUGGUCGGAAUGGUUAUGGUGCAAAACUUUGUAAUAUAUUUAGUAAAGAAUUCACGCUAGAAACUUCUACCAAUGAAUAUGGAAAAGCUUUCAAACAGACGUGGGUUAAUAAUAUGUCAAAAGAUGGAGAACCAAAGAUAACGACCAGCAGCAAAGAAGAUUUUACGCGUGUAACGUUCAGGCCAGAUUUGGCGAAGUUUAAAAUGACUGAAUUGGAUGAUGAUAUUGUGGCACUAAUGUGUCGCAGGGCUUAUGAUAUUGCUGGUUCAACACGUGGUGUAAAAGUCUUCCUUAACAAUAAACAGAUUCCUGUGCAAGGCUUCAAGCAGUAUAUAGAGCAGUACGUGAAACACAAUGUCGACAGUAAUGGUGAAGCGUAUAAAGUAGUUUAUGAAUCAGUUAGCCCACGUUGGGAAGUGGCACUUACAAUUUCAGAUAAAGGCUUUCAGCAAGUCUCAUUUACAAACAGUAUCGCCACUACAAAGGGAGGUCGUCACGUUGAUUACGUUGUGGAUCAGAUUGCGAGCAAAUUAAUUGAUGUAAUCAAAAAGAAAAUUGGCAAAAGCGGCGGCAUUAAUGUAAAGCCCUUUCAGAUCAAGAAUCACAUGUGGAUAUUUGUUAAUGCACUUAUCGAAAAUCCAACAUUUGAUUCUCAAACAAAGGAAACGAUGACGUUGCAGUCGAAAAGUUUUGGUUCAACAUGUGAGCUUUCCGAGAAAUUUAUUCAAGCAGCAAUGAAAUGCGGAAUUGUGGAAGCAAUUAUGGCAUGGGUGCGAUUCAAGCAACAGGAAACAUUAGAUAAGAAGUGUUCGUCUAAAAAGACCAGCAAAUUAAAGGGUGUGCCAAAACUGGAAGACGCUAACGAUGCUGGUACGAAAAAUUCGGCACAGUGUACGCUUAUUCUUACGGAAGGUGAUUCAGCCAAAUCGUUGGCUGUUUCAGGUCUCGGUGUUGUUGGACGUGAUAAGUACGGUGUGUUCCCUCUUCGUGGUAAAAUGCUUAAUGUUCGAGAAGGCAAUCAUAAGCAGAUAAUGGAAAACGCUGAAGUGAACGCUCUUCUGAAAAUUAUUGGUUUGCAAUAUCGUUUAAAAUAUGACAAAGACGAAGAUAUGAAAACUCUACGAUAUGGCAAAGUUAUGGUUAUGGCCGAUCAGGAUCAAGAUGGUUCACAUAUCAAGGGACUGGUUAUCAAUUUCAUACAUUAUAAUUGGCCAGCAUUGGUUAGGCGAAAUUUCGUUGAGGAAUUCAUUACUCCAAUUGUCAAGGCAACGAAAGGCAAGGAAGAGAUUUCAUUUUUUUCAUUACCAGAAUACAGAGAAUGGCUUAACAAUACAGAAAAUUGGAAAACGUAUCGGAUUAAAUAUUACAAAGGUUUGGGUACUUCUACAUCGAAAGAAGCCAAGGAAUAUUUUAUGGAUAUGCGAAGGCAUAGAAUACAAUUCAAAUAUAGUGGUGAAGAAGAUGAUCAGGCAUUAGAUAUGGCUUUUAGCAAGAAAAAGGUUGAAGAACGGAAAAUAUGGCUUACAAAUUGGAUGGCUGAACGAAGAAAUCGUCGAGAGGAUGGUUUAACGGAGGAAUAUUUGUAUGAUAAAAACACCUACGUUGUUUCGUUUAAAGAUUUCGUCAAUAAGGAGCUUGUCCUUUUUUCGAAUUGUGAUAACGAAAGGUCGAUUCCAAGUUUGGUGGAUGGUUUGAAACCUGGACAGCGAAAGGUUUUGUUUACGUGCUUUAAACGGGCAGAUAAGAAAGAGGUGAAAGUAGCUCAAUUAGCUGGUGCUGUGGGUGAAAUGUCUGCUUAUCAUCACGGUGAAGCAUCGCUAAUGUCAACGAUUGUGAAUCUAGCACAAGACUUUGUGGGCUCAAACAAUAUCAACCUUUUGUUGCCAAUUGGACAGUUUGGUACACGUUUGCAAGGUGGCAAAGAUAGCGCUAGUCCACGUUAUAUCUUUACUCAACUUAAUCCGGUAACUAAAGCAUUAUUCCCAUCUAUUGAUGAAAACGUUCUUCGCUUCUUGUUUGAAGAAAAUCAGAAGAUCGAACCGGAAUGGUACUGCCCAGUUAUUCCUACCGUAUUAGUUAAUGGUGCAGAAGGUAUUGGUACAGCUUGGUCUACAAAAGUACCAUGUUAUAACCCACGUGAAAUAGUGGAUAAUAUGCGCGCUUUGAUUGAUGGGAAAGAGCCGAAACCUUUGAUACCAUGGUACAAACAUUUUCGUGGUACUAUAGAACAGCUUGAUGACCAAAGAUUUGUUUGUAAUGGUGAAGUGGCAGUUAUUAACAAUGAAACUAUUGAAAUAACUGAAUUACCAAUUCGCACCUGGACGCAAACUUAUAAAGAGACAGUACUAGUACCUAUGAUGGAUGGAAAUGAUAAGCAACCAGCAUUCAUAACGGAUUUCAAAGAAUAUCAUACUGAUACAACUGUAAAAUUUGUUAUCAAAAUGAAUGGUGAUAAAUUACGAGCGUCUAAAGAGGAAGGCCUUCACAAAGUUUUCAAGUUGCAAACUGUUAUUAACACUACUUCAAUGGUGCUCUUCGAUCCAUUUGGAUAUUUACGACGGUUUGAAAAUGUUACUGAUAUUUGUAAAGAAUUCUUUGAAAUACGUAAGAAGAAAUAUAUCGAGCGCAAAAGUUUUCAAGAAGGCUUGUUACGAGCACAGAGUGAACGACUCUCAAAUCAAGCAAGAUUUAUUUUGGCUAAAAUAAAAGGAGAAAUAUUAAUCGAAAACAAGCGAAAAGCUGCAAUUGUUGAGCAGCUGAUAAAAAUGAGCUUCAAGCCGGAUCCAGUCAAGAAAUGGAAAGAGGAGAGGAAAAAACAGGAGUUAAUAAUGUCGGGUGAGAUAACACAAGAUGAAGAUGAGGAGGAGCAAGAAGAAAACGAAGAGGAUGCGUAUCAAAGUAAGGAACUAGCCAACAAAUUAAGUGAUUACGAUUAUUUGGUGGGUAUGGCAAUCUUGAAACUUUCCGAAGAGGAAAAAGAUAAGCUGUUGAGGGAAAGUGAAGCAAAAUUGAUUGAACUUAAGUCAUUAGAAGAAAUGACUUGGGCAGAUCUGUGGAAUAAUGAUUUGAAUUGUUUUCUUGCCGAGCUUGAGAAACAGGAAGCAAAAGAACAAGCUGAUCUUGACAUACAGAUUAAGAAUGCGGCAAAAAAACUACAGUCUGAUGUUAUCGGUGCUAAUCGGAAGAAAGCCCCUGUUGGUCUAGUUAGGGAAGUGUUACCUGAUCCAUUUGCUGAGCGAGUGGUUCCAAAAAUUGAUGCAGUAAAAGAAAAAUACGAGCAGAAAAAGGCUUGUGAAGGUCGAAGACGCAAACUACCUGUGGUGAAAGAAUCAAAGCCGAAAGGAACUGAUGUACGCAAAUUUUUCAUUCAAGACAAAAACGAUGGGCAGGAAAGUCAAUCGGGAAUGAAAGUCAAGCAAAGAAAAUCAAAUAAUGAAGAUGACCAGUCAGAUGAAAAUAAUAUCGUCGAAGAACUAUCCGUUCACGAGAGCAGUGAUAAUAGCGUUAUUGCUUUGCCAUCUAAUAAGAGGAAAGACAUCGUUAAGAACGAUGAUGUUGAAAAGAAAAAUGCUCGGCGAAAUAUAGCUGCAGAAGAUAAUAAAAGGACUAAAAAGGGUGGUAAGCGAGAAAGGAUUAAGAAGUCGAAGCAAGAGCAGACUUCUCCAGUGAUGCACAUGGAGGAUUUCUUUGGGCCGAAAGUUGAAAAAAAGCAACACCGGCAGCAGGAGCAUUUUAAUGAAUCAGAUCCAGUAACUUCCGACGAAGCGGGACCAUCAGAACGAAAAGAACUUCCUUUACGCCAAAGAACUCGCGUAAAUUACAAUGUUGAUGACGGCGCUGAUGAUGACAGCGAGGAUGAAAAGACAGAGGAUGACUUAAUUGUGGUUCCAAAGAAAAGACGUAAUAAAAAAGUGAUUGAGAGUGAUAGCGAUGAAGAUUACGAAAUGCAGCUUAGUAGCGAUUAA
Brugia malayi is the source of this 4587-nucleotide messenger RNA. RefSeq names its product DNA topoisomerase II, alpha isozyme, putative. The transcript has 31 exons. NCBI's taxonomy places the organism in Eukaryota, Metazoa, Nematoda, Chromadorea, Rhabditida, Onchocercidae. The coding region runs from base 1 to 4587 and encodes 1528 amino acids. Gene Ontology annotation, biological process: resolution of meiotic recombination intermediates; sister chromatid segregation; DNA topological change. Gene Ontology annotation, molecular function: ATP binding; DNA binding; DNA topoisomerase type II (double strand cut, ATP-hydrolyzing) activity. Gene Ontology annotation, cellular component: nucleus. The record is from RefSeq and is a predicted model, not a curated record.